Molecule: messenger RNA, 906 nt
Organism: Sturnus vulgaris (Common starling)
Lineage: Eukaryota; Metazoa; Chordata; Aves; Passeriformes; Sturnidae
Source: RefSeq, a predicted model, not a curated record
AAGCACUACAAAUCGUGACCAAAAGUCAUAUUUCUGUUUGCUUUAGGUAACGCUGAUUUCACAAUGGGCUCCAUCAGUGCAGCAAAUGCAGAAUUUUGUUUUGAUGUGUUCAAAGAGGUGAAAAUUCAGCAUCCCAAUGACAACAUCUUUUAUUGCCCCCUGAGCAUGAUUGCAGCCUUGGCCAUGGUCUAUCUGGGAGCAAGAAAUAACACUGAGUAUCAGAUAGAGAAGGUUCUUCACUUUGACAAAAUUGCAGGACUUGGAAGUAUCCAGAGCAAGUGUGGCAAGUCUGUGAAUAUCCACCUACUGUUUAAAGAAAUUAUCUCUGAUAUCACUGCACCAGAAGCCAAUUAUUCACUGCACAUUGCCAACAGACUCUAUGCUGAAAAGACAAGUCAGAUCCUACCGAGCUACUUAAAAUGUGUGAAGAAACUGUACAGAUCUGGUCUAGAAAUGGUCAACUUCAAAACAGCAUCAAAUCAAGCCAGACAGCGCAUUAAUUCCUGGGUGAAAAAUCACACAAAUGGACAGAUCCGGGAUUUCCUUGAACCAAGCUCUGUUAAUCCUCAGACUGUGCUGGUCCUUGUGAACGCUAUUUACUUCAAAGGGAUAUGGAAGACCGCAUUUAAAGAAGAACACACUCAGAAAGUGCCCUUCAAUGUGACUGAGGCCAAUCUCUCUGGCAUCUCUUCAGCAGAGAGACUGAGGAUAUCUGAGGCCAUCCACGAGGCAUACAUGGAAGUCACUGAAGAGGGCACUGAGGAGGCUGGGUCAGCAGAUGACACAGAAGACAUUGAACAUUCUUCUGAGUUUGAAGAGUUCAGGGCUGACCACCCAUUCCUUUUCUUGAUUAAACACAAUCCAAGCAACCUGAUCCUCUUCUUUGGUAGAUAUUGUUCUCCCUAA